GGAAGGGAAAGGAGGGCGCCGCCGAGCGAGUGUGAGGGAAGGCAGGAGCGAGCGGCCCGCGCCGUGCGCCGCAGCGCCCAGCCAGGCCCCACCGCCACCCCCGCCUCUCCGUCCCUCCGCCCCGCGCCCGGACCGGGCCGAGCCGGGCGGGCCGGGCCAUGCUGCUCACCGUGUACUGUGUGCGGAGGGACCUCUCCGAGGUGACCUUCUCCCUCCAGGUCGACGCCGACUUCGAGCUGCACAACUUCCGCGCGCUGUGUGAGCUCGAGUCCGGCAUCCCCGCCGCCGAGAGCCAGAUCGUCCAUGCCGAAAGACCUCUCACAGACAAUCAUAGGUCAUUGGCUUCUUAUGGCUUGAAAGAUGGAGAUGUUGUGAUUUUGCGCCAAAAGGAGAAUGCAGACCCUCGGCCUCCAGUGCAGUUCUCAAACUUACCCCGGAUAGAUUUUAGUAGCAUAGCUGUGCCUGGCACAUCAGGUCCCAGGCAGCGCCCAUCACUAGGAGCACAGCAAGCCCACCCAUCUCCUCGAGAAAUGGCAUCAUCUCCUCAGGGCUUGGACAACCCAGCUCUGCUCCGAGAAAUGCUGCUGGCCAACCCACAUGAGCUAUCCUUGCUGAAGGAGCGCAACCCGCCUCUGGCUGAAGCCCUGCUCAGUGGAGACCUAGACAGAUUUUCUAGGGUCCUGGUAGAGCAGCAGCAGGACCGAGCGCGGAGGGAACAAGAAAGGAUUCGUCUUUUUUCUGCUGACCCCUUUGACCUUGAAGCUCAGGCAAAGAUAGAAGAAGAUAUAAGGCAACAGAACAUUGAAGAAAACAUGACGAUAGCUAUGGAGGAGGCUCCAGAGAGCUUUGGCCAAGUAGUGAUGCUUUACAUUAACUGCAAAGUGAACGGACAUCCUGUGAAAGCCUUUGUUGACUCAGGUGCCCAGAUGACUAUUAUGAGCCAGGCUUGUGCAGAAAGGUGUAAUAUAAUGAGACUGGUGGACCGGCGGUGGGCAGGGAUUGCCAAAGGAGUGGGCACCCAGAAAAUUAUUGGAAGGGUUCACCUAGCUCAGGUUCAGAUUGAAGGAGAUUUUCUGGCAUGCUCCUUCUCUAUACUGGAGGAACAGCCCAUGGACAUGCUUCUGGGACUGGACAUGCUUAAACGGCACCAGUGUUCCAUUGACCUCAAGAAGAAUGUCCUAGUGAUCGGCACCACAGGCUCACAGACCACCUUCCUUCCCGAGGGAGAGCUCCCAGAGUGCGCACGCUUGGCGUACGGAGCCGGACGAGAGGACAUGCGGCCAGAGGAGAUUGCAGACCGAGAGUUAGCAGAAGCCAUUCAGAAGUCAGCAGAGGAAGCAGCAGAGAAAAGUGGUAAAGAAUCUACCUCACUGGGAAUGUCAUCGUUACCAACUUCAGAUGGAUUUAACCACCCAGCCCAUUCUUUGGGACAGAGUCCUGAGAUUGAUAGUCCUCCGAGUCUUGCUCAUUCUGUCUCUGCUUCCGUCUGCCCUAUGAAGCCCAGUGAACCAGAUAGCAUUGAGCCUGCGGCUAUGAAGGCUUCAGCUGAGUUCCUCAUGAACUCUAGAGAGAGAGGCCCUCUUUCUCCACAGGAUCUUCCUGAUCUCACUCCCUCAGCCGACCAGACUCCAGUUAUGCCUUUGCAUAAUUCAUCUGAAGAAGCAGUCAUUACAGAUUGUCUGCAGAAAUCUGACAAAAGCACCCAGGGCCUCGAAUUUUCUCUCCACACAAGACAGGAAGCUAGUUUAUCUGUCACAGCUACUACCGUGCAUGAACCUCUGACAUUUGUAGAUGAAAAGAAUUGGCACCCAGAAAGUCAGAACCCGAGUCAAGUGAAUAGCCUUCAGCAGCAGCACCAGCCAGGGAGCGAGCAGCAUGAGGUGGCACAGCAGAGAGCUCCAUGGCACGGAGGGCAUCUCUGUGACACGGGGGACGUUGAGCUCUGUGAGGAAAGCCCAGACCAGCCAAAACUUGCUGAUGUGGAAGCUGCAAUGAAGGAUGCGGGGCACCAGGAGAAUGUCCUUCCAGCUGCAGGAUGCUCUAGCUGCUCUGAUGCAGACACUGUCAUGGAAGUAGACAUCGUUGAGCAGUCCCUAGUUACUACACUUGAUUCAGCUGGCUAUGUGAGCACCGGGAUCAAAAACACUGGCGUAUUGUAUCACGCCUCAGACAGUCUCUCAAUGGAAGUGGAACCAUCAAAACAAGACCCCUCCUCAGAAAGUUUGAGUAAUUCUGUCUCUACUCAGGAUUUGCAGUCCCCUGGAAGUAAUGUUGAUAUAUCUGGAACAAAUAAAGAACAUGGCAAUUACUCCCCUUCUUCAAGUUGUCAGCCCUCCAUAGAAUCAGAAGAAUCUUGUUCAUCUGUAACAGCAGCCUUGAAAGAACUUCAUGAACUUUUGGUCAUUAGUAGUAAGCCAGCCCCAGAAAAUGCAUCUGAGGAAAUUAACUGCCAGUCAGAAACAAUAGAUGAGCGCCAAAUUGGUAUUGAGGACCUAUCAGGAAAGUGGACCCACUGUGAGCAUCUGACCCACCGUGAGCAGUGUCCUCAAGUCUCCUGUCACCAGGCCAGCUCUGUAUCAGUGAAGAUAGGAAACGCAGACCUAGAAUUAGAAGAUGGAGAAAAUGCUUGCUUCAGGGGUCCAGGUGGUGAUCAGUCAGCUGACAAGGAGGGGGUCCCCAGGUCUAGGGGAUCAGUAAGCGAGAGGAGUUCUGAUACUGUAACUUCAGCUAAAUCAUCUAGCCAAUUACACUGCACCUUAGGUGUUGUCCCUGGUGAACGAGGCGAGGGGGGUGCACUCAGUCAGACUUCUGAGCAAAUGAAGUCUUUGCAAUCUGGUUUCCUGCUGGUUCAAGACUUGGGUCAGGGUAGACAUAAUCCAGCAACAGCCAGGCCUGGAACUGGGGAAAAUGUCUGUCCUGAAGCUACAAGGUCAUUUCUUGAAUUGGAACCACCUGCCAGCCAGCCAUCAUCAAGUCCCUCCACCCUUCCACCGUUCAUCUUUCCUGCCGCAGAUAUUGACCGGAUUCUCCGCGCAGGCUUUACUCUGCAGGAAGCACUUGGGGCCUUGCAUCGAGUUGGUGGAGAUGCAGACCUUGCACUUCUUGUUUUGCUAGCAAAGAACAUUGUAGUUCCUACCUAACUAUGGGAAAUGGGCUUUACCGUACUUCAUUCCCUCACACAAACAAAGCUCUAUAUACACACAUACACACUCACCACACACACAGUAUAUAUAGAAACCUGCAAGCAGAAUGUUGAGCCAGACUUUUUUUUUUUUUUUUUUAAGAUUUUUUUUUUCGGCCAAAGUAAUUUAUGAUCUCUUGUCUGAUGAUUUUUGUCUAUUCUACUUUUGUUAAGAUUUGGGCCUUUUUAAAUGUAUUGGCAGUUAUGUUCACACAAAAGCGUUUUUAUUCUCAUUAAGAUGAUGUAUUCUGGAAUAAAAUGAAUGGUUUUGUGUACAGUACGCCAUUUUAGAAUGAGAGUGACUGCUUUGAAAGCAUGAGAAAUUAUGAAAACUCCCGCAACCCAUGCAGCUAGAAGUAGAUCCACUUCGCACUAGCCAAGUGUCUGUGCUGUUGACAGGGUGCAGCUUACUGACUCAGUUACACUGUCAAGCUUGAGAAAUUUUUAAACAAUCGUUUGGUGUUUGGAAUUAAUACCCAGUGUCUGUGUAUUCACCAGUUACAACAGGAAGUGGAAGAUAGUUCAAUAACUCCUAGAGUCCUAUUUGUUUAUUUUAUGUGCUCAGGGUUUGAUGUUUUAAUAGGGUGAGCAGGAGGGCUCAAAACACCUCCUGUGUGGAUGGAUGGCUAAAAAUCUUACAUUGGGUGGAGUAUAUUGUAGGGGAAUUAACAGC
Perognathus longimembris pacificus (Pacific pocket mouse) is the source of this 3854-nucleotide messenger RNA. RefSeq names its product protein DDI1 homolog 2. The record is from RefSeq and is a predicted model, not a curated record. Lineage: Eukaryota; Metazoa; Chordata; Mammalia; Rodentia; Heteromyidae. Gene Ontology annotation, molecular function: protein binding; aspartic-type endopeptidase activity. The coding region runs from base 159 to 3140 and encodes 993 amino acids. The transcript has 9 exons. Gene Ontology annotation, biological process: proteolysis.